This is a messenger RNA of Tripterygium wilfordii, 1736 nucleotides long. RefSeq names its product transcription factor bHLH123-like. Lineage: Eukaryota; Viridiplantae; Streptophyta; Magnoliopsida; Celastrales; Celastraceae. Gene Ontology annotation, cellular component: nucleus. The coding region runs from base 158 to 1456 and encodes 432 amino acids. Gene Ontology annotation, molecular function: protein dimerization activity; DNA-binding transcription factor activity, RNA polymerase II-specific; RNA polymerase II cis-regulatory region sequence-specific DNA binding. The transcript is spliced from 7 exons. The record is from RefSeq and is a predicted model, not a curated record. Gene Ontology annotation, biological process: regulation of transcription by RNA polymerase II.
UCCAUCAUUUUAUGUUUAUAUAUAAACACCAAAACCCAUCAACAAGAACAUCUCAAACACAAACAACACAAAACCCCAAAUUCUCUCUCGACUAAGGAAAGCAAACAUAGCAACGUCCUUACAAGAGCAUACUAGUUGAGCUGCUAGCUUCUUCGCCAUGGCUGAUGAUCAUCAGUUCAACACAAGCAACAACUGGUGCCGGUAUGAGGCCGCCGCCCCCUCCUCAUCUUCUUCUUCCACGAUUAACAACAGCUUUGGCUGGCCAAAUGAAAUGGUAGAUAUUAAAGCAAGACCUUCCCUGGAUUCGGCAUCGGAACCCGAUAAUAGUUCAGUUGUUUUUCAUAAUCCCCAGAAGCUUCAAGGUCCUGGUUCUACUAGCCUUGAUUUGCAAAUGAUUGAUUUAGGACUCUCUUCACACUCAAUGGAUUGGAACCAAGCCUUGCUUCGUGGAGAUAAAACCGAGCCGAGUUUUCGAUCAAUUCUUCAAGACAACAUGAAUUAUCAACAAAUCAAUAGAGGGUUUUCUUUAGAUCAAGCACCAACACAGUUUAGUCCUCAUGGAAGCUCAAGUGAUCAAAGUAGUGCUGUGACAUGUCAAGGCUUGCCUUCUAGUAAUUUUCAGAUGGACUCUUCUUCUCUCUAUGGCAGUCCUUCGACUAUGUUGCAAGGAUUUUUUGGAUCCGAUAAUAGUCAUCAACAGCAACAACAAUCGCCGUAUGAGAAUCAUCAUCAUCGAUCGAUGAAUUACCAGUACGGGGCACCCAAUUACGGCAUGAGCAGUACUAAUGAACUAGUGCCUAAUUCUUGGUCUAAAGUUCCACAGUUCUUGAGAAGUACUACUUCACCUCCUAAACAACAAAGCCAGUUGCCAUUCUCAAACAACGCAGCGUUUUGGAACACGUCCGCCAGCGCCAUGACCGAUGGGAGACCCGGAUUCUUCCCAACAUUGCAACCUCAAUUUCCUGCACAAAGUUUCAAUGAAAAACCAAAAAAUAUAUCUCAUGAAGCUGGAGACUCAAGUUCAGUGGUGAAGAAAAGUAGUAGUGAUCAAUCAGCAUCCAAAAGGACUAGAAAUGAAAACUCAACACCUUUACCACCAUUCAAAGUGAGGAAAGAGAAGAUGGGGGACAGAAUCACUGCACUUCAACAAUUGGUUUCACCUUUCGGAAAGACUGAUACAGCUUCGGUGCUCUCUGAAGCCAUUGAAUACAUCAAAUUCCUCCAUGAGCAGGUCACUGUUUUAAGCACACCAUACAUGAAAAGUGGAGCUCCCAUACACCAACAACAACAACAGCAACAGGUACAGAGUUGUGAGAAAUCUAAGGACGGUGAAGGACCAAAACAAGACCUUAGAAGUAGAGGACUAUGUCUAGUCCCAAUUUCAAGCACUUUUCCUGUCACUCAUGAGACUGCUGUUGAUUUUUGGACCCCAACAUUUGGAGGAACUUUCAGGUAGAUGAUUGAUCAUCGUGUACAUGAAUUCCGCGCACCGAAUCGAUUCUCCUUAUCGAAAUCCCUAGCCAAGUUGGGUAUAUAUGAUGAGGUGAACUGAAAAAAAAGAACGACACAAGAAACACAGUCAAGCACCACAAGUUGUAGAAUUCGUGAAAGAGAAGGCAAUUACCCUCCAUAGGAAAGGCCAUUGUUGGGCUAACAAGAGGCACAUUGAUUCUACUUGGCCAAUAACAUGAUCAUGUGUUGAAGCAUAAUUUUAUACUACUGCCAUUAUUGAAGAA